GUGCGGUCACGCAGACGCAAGUGUAAAAGUAGGAGCUCAAACUGUUGCCCGGACUAACCCACGUUCAGCAUCCACGUCCCACACAGUCUGACACAGAGGAGUGAGACGGAGCGGAACGAGGAGCGAGGAGAGGGGGGAACUUUUACGCACAGCCUGGAAAGUCUGGAUUGUUUUGGCGCGUAUUUAGAAGUCCACUUUGGAUAGUUUUUGACACGAUUUUCUGCUCUUUUCUCAGUUGGAUUUUAGAUGGCAGCUCUAAUUUUAAUUUCCUCGCACCUGUUCCUUCUAAUAUUAAACUGUUUCCUGGGUGCUGCAUCCAUCAGGACCACGAAAGGAGGCACUGGGAGCGCACAGGAUAGUGGUUUUCUCCACUCCUCGUCGUCGGACCUGUUUUCUGAUGGUCUGGAUCAGGACAUGGUUUCCCAGCACAUGUUCAAACUGUAUGAGAAAUGCAACAGGGAAAACCGUCUCAGAGAGGGGAACACUGUCAGGAGUUUCAGAGCCAGUCAAGACUCUUCUGACCACAGAACAGUGUACCAAAUGAACCUCACAACCCUCCAGGACUCGGAGGUCAUCCUCUCCGCUACAUUCCACUUCCUGCUUGAUCGUCGCCCUCGUCACAAACCCUGGCUCUGUAAACGUUUCAAAAGUCCAUCCUGUCGCUCCUCAGCCGUCCACCCUGCUCCGUCCAUCAGCCUGCUCCUUCGCUCUGUCUCCUCGGGGUCAGAGGUCAGAUCUGGGUCAAUGGGGUCACUUCUAGGCAACAUGACCUUCCACCCCCACAGGAGAGGGGUGUGGCAGAUGAAAGAUGUGACCCAGGUCAUAAAGGAGGCACGGGACAAGGGUCAUCUCCUAGUGUCAGUGGAGCUGGACUUAGGGCAGCAGUACCACAUGAAAUCAGAGGAGGCGCUGUCUGCAGGAGGUCUGCCCUACCUGCUGCUCUAUGCGAAUGAUCAAGCUUUGGCGGAACCCAACAGCGUGGCCUCAAGCCUUCAGAGGUACGACCCGUUCAAGGAGGAAGGAGAGUCCUCACAUUCCUCUCAGUCCUCUCAGCUCCUGCAGAGACCAAACUCGUCACCAGAGCCGAAAGGACGCGUGAGAAGGGAAGCACCUCUGCUCUCUGACACCAUCCAGAACAAUGAGCUGCCAGAGGUCGACUACAGGCCUGAGGGAUACAGGAAGGAUGAACUUUGGGAGAGCACUUGGUACCUGGCACUCAAACCCAAGCAUAACGUAGGAAAGAAGAGAAAGAACCAAGAGGAAGAAGGCCUGGAGAAAGGUAGAGGAGCACAGGACAAAAAGGAAGAAGUUCACAAAGGUGUAGAAAGAACAUCACAGGAGAUUAAGCCAGAUGACUCAAAUGUGAAAAAAAUCAAAGACAGUCAAACACAGACUGUCAGCAGUGGACGAAAGCAUGAGCAGAAAAAUGAGGGAAAGAGUGUAAAGAAGCACAAGGGGGGCUCUAACUCUCAGUCACCCAUUCUGAGCUUUGAUGAACAAACGAUGAGAAAGGCGAGGAGGAGGCAGUGGGGAGACACCCAGCAGAGAGGCUGCUCCAGGAGGAACCUCAGGGUGGAUUUUGCAGACAUUGGAUGGAGUGAGUGGGUCAUAGCACCCAAGGCUUUUGACGCCUACUACUGCGCUGGAACGUGUGGCUUUCCCAUGCCCAAGGUGGCGAGGCCGUCCAACCAUGCCACCAUCCAGAGCAUAGUCCGAGCCGUUGGGAUCAUCCCUGGUGUCCCUGAGCCCUGCUGUGUCCCAGAUAAGAUGAGUCCUCUAGCUGUGCUCUACCAGGAUGAAUCAAGGAACCCAGUGCUUAAGAUCUACCCCAACAUGUCUGUCCAGUCCUGCUCCUGCAGAUAGGAAGUAGGGGGGGGGGCGAUGGAGGUAGAGGAGAAAUCAGGGUGGAUGUGCAGAAAAACAGAAAACUAAUGGGGACUGAACCAUACCUCUGUUUGUCAAGUGGUUUCCUGACACUGAGAAACAAACUCACUCUGGCCGUCAGUAUUCCUGGAGGAACUUGGGCUGUAGAGAAAUCACUUCCAUCUCUUCUGUCCCGCGGCAGCAGACAUGAAGAGACACAUUGUCUGGCAUCUGCUUUAGCAAGAGGAACAGAGUCACACGUGUAAAGUCAGGGCUCCACAUGUCCCAGAAGCCCGGUUGUUUUGAUUCUGUGUUUGAGAUUAAAAUGAGGAUUUCAUGGACAGGAGCGUUUUUUAAGAGAUGUUUUCCUUUAUCUCAGAAAGGAGUUGUUGUUCAAGCUGCUCACAGUGAGUUUGAGUUCAUGUUUUCUUUGGACACAAAGGCUCCGAAUAAAAGACUUUAUCAUUGUGUCAUCAGGCAGCUGAAAGAGUCACACACAGAUGACAGAGAUUAUGAAACAUUAUUCCACAUUCUUUGUACAGAUGUUCACACUUUGAUGAAAUCAUACGCCACAUUGUACAAACAUGCAACGCUCAUUUGUCUGCAGGAAAAAAUAAGGUUAUUGUACUUCUGUCUUUUUUAAUGUUAUAGAGGAAAUAUCACAUGAAUUACAGAGAGCAUCUGGAAUUCAUCUACACCAACAAACCAACUCAUUACACUUCAAGAAUGUUUUAUUAAAAGCAGAAAUAUUUUUCUAUUUUGAAUGUGAAGCUUGGUUAAAUAAUGUGUCAUGGUUACUAGUUAUGUAUUACUUUAUUUAGAAGAGAUGUGGUUUUGUACAUGUGUAUUGUUUAAAUUAUGAAAGGUAGCCUUCUCUAUGUCAGAAUAAAAUGUAAUUUAAUCCCA
This is a messenger RNA of Notolabrus celidotus (New Zealand spotty), 2769 nucleotides long. RefSeq names its product growth differentiation factor 10a (gene gdf10a). The transcript has 3 exons. Lineage: Eukaryota; Metazoa; Chordata; Actinopteri; Labriformes; Labridae. Bases 247 to 1863 code for a protein of 538 amino acids. Gene Ontology annotation, biological process: BMP signaling pathway; SMAD protein signal transduction. The record is from RefSeq and is a predicted model, not a curated record. Gene Ontology annotation, cellular component: extracellular region. Gene Ontology annotation, molecular function: growth factor activity; cytokine activity.